AUGGACGGAGGACUUAAUUGGGGGGUUUACGAGAGAAGACAAGUUUGUUGGAAGAGACAAACUGACUCUCCUUUGAUUCUUAAUGUCGAUGGAUCCUUUAGAGGGGAGGGCACACUUGCAGGAGGAGGCGUUGUCCUUAGAGACAAAAACGGCAGAUGGAUUGAGGGUAGCUCUUUCUCUUUCCAAGCUAGUAACCCUCUGGAAACUGAAUUGAGAGCGUUAGAGUUGGCCCUGCGGUGGACGGAGUCUAAAAGAAUCUUCAACAUGGAGAUUCAGACAGAUUGCAAAGAGAUGGUAAAGGCCCUUAAUGAUGCCAACGAAAGUAAUUAUCAGCGGGGAGCCCUGAAAUCCCGUUGCAGAGAAUUAAUUCGUAGAAGUGGGUGCACCGCAGUUGUUCAUAUCUUCCGUGAACAGAACUUUGUUGCUGACUUUUUGGCUACGCUUGCUGCGAACAGGAGGGAACCUUGCAUUAUCUUUGUUUCCCCACCCCCUGGUUGUGAUACUCUUGUUUGUAAUGAUCAAAUGAGAGUUGUGAGUGAACGUCUCUUGUUGGAGACGGAGUAG
Ipomoea triloba (trilobed morning glory) is the source of this 564-nucleotide messenger RNA. RefSeq lists its product as uncharacterized. Gene Ontology annotation, molecular function: RNA-DNA hybrid ribonuclease activity; nucleic acid binding. Bases 1 to 564 code for a protein of 187 amino acids. The transcript is spliced from 2 exons. The record is from RefSeq and is a predicted model, not a curated record. Lineage: Eukaryota; Viridiplantae; Streptophyta; Magnoliopsida; Solanales; Convolvulaceae.